AUGGCGUCCUCGGCUCUGCUCAGCAAAGGGCUCCUGGAUGCGGCUGAGGUGGUGUCUGGAAAAGACUUGGUCGCCGUUGAGGGCGCGGCAGAGAAGGUUGCGCAGGUCGGAGUUGAUGGCUGCACAAGCAUUCUGCGUGGAGCGCUGUCCUCCUUGACCGGCGCGCCCAAGCCUGUGGUCCUGGUGGUGGAUCUGAAUGCUCACACUGGAGACCUUGGCCGCGCUGUGGUCAAGGAGAACUUCCUGCAGAGCAUGGGGGGGAUGAACCUGUUCUACUUGGGGCUCCAUGCCACCCAGAGCGAUGGGCAAUCGUGUCCAAGCCAUUUGGUUGUGGCCACUGUGUUGGGGCCAGUGGUGCGUCAUAACGUGUGUGGUGGUAAUGAUGAGGCACUGCCGAAGUAUCAAGCGAAUCAUGGCCAGGUGGACUGGGCCUUGCAGCAUCACACCGAGAAGCUGGCCGAGCAGCUCAGCAAUGGCAACUUCAAACCGUUCAUCAGCCUGCCGGAAAGGAACGCAGAGCUUGUAGCUGCGCAGCCACCGCCACCCAACCUCUCCUUGCUGGCGUACUCCAAGACCAGGCUUCCAGGCUCCACCCUCCAGACCCUGUCCACGCCUGCCAAAGUCUUGGCUGCCUGGCAUGACCACAGCAUCUUCAAGGGUGAGUUCAGGGAGUUCUUGCAGAAGACCUCUGAGAAUGAAGACGACGGCAAGAGCAAGAAGCGAAAAACCAAUGUGCCGGGCGCUUUGCCAUCCGGCAGCAAGACCGACGGUGACGGUGACAAGGCGGCCAUUGCCGAGGAGGACUUUUUCGAGCCCAGCAACUUGAAUCCUCUGAGCCAUGAGGCUCACCUUGUCGGAUCUGGCAACCUGAGCGCGGUGAUGCUCGUGGUCACAGUUGGCGAGGGCGCCUACUUGCAAAACACGCACGCCGAGCCCAUCACGAUCCGCAAAGGGACCACCUUGGCUGGCUACUACAAGGGCAAGUUCUGGGCGCCGACGGGAAAGGAAAAAGAGGAGAUUGGCCCAGCCGAUGUGCUGUUCUCCUUGGAGGGCUCGCAGGACUGCAUCAUCUUGGGCGGCAAGUACAUGAGCCUCCUGGACACGAUCAAGACGAAGCGAUCGCUGAGCCCAAGUGACGCCCACGUGGGGUAUCACACCUUGACGGAUUCGCCCUCAGCCACGGAGCCGGCGGCAUUUACACUCAGCCCCAAGCAGGCCCAGGUGUACUUCAAAGCCUCUGAUUUUCCCGCGAAGGUGGUGAAAACGGAAGGCGCUGAGGCCGGCCAGGAUGAUGUCGCCAAGAUCCCUGCAGCGCACAUGGCCGGGACCCUGCCAGCCAGCGUCAAAGUGGAACGGUAA
Effrenium voratum is the source of this 1359-nucleotide messenger RNA. NCBI's taxonomy places the organism in Eukaryota, Dinophyceae, Suessiales, Symbiodiniaceae. The record is from the annotation of a GenBank genome assembly.